UGAGCUCUUGUUUUAGUGAAUGUGACCAAAAUUCAAAAUAUAAAAAAAGAAAAUCUUAUUGAAAUGUGACGUGGCAUUCCAGGUAGGAAGUUCUAUCUAUGAUGUGCUUCGUCUCCGAUCGCAGCUUCUGAUUCUUUUGCUCUCUGUUCCAAAUUCCGGCGAUGCAGUGACAGUGAUUCCCCAAUCUCCAAAAUGAUCGUCAAUGUCAAAUCCGACGUAUAUCCUUCUACUGCUUCUUCUUUCUCUUCCGUUCGAUCUUACGCGCCAAUACGGUUCCCUCCGUCUCCAUCUGCCAUUCGUUUUCACGGUUCUGAAACUUCACGGCGGCUCCAGGUCCUCGCCAGGGUUGUCAAGCGGAGUCCUAAGCGCCUCAAAUACUCGGCUCCACGAUUCACCAAGGAAGGGAGCUUGCUAUAUGUCAAAGCUGAAUCAGGAGAGGACGGCUGGAAACUAGAACCUAUUGUUAAUCUUCUUAAAGAGGGUGCUGUAGGGGUUAUUCCUACGGAUACAGUGUAUGGAAUAGUUUGUGAUUUGAAGAACCCCUCAGCCAUUGAACGAAUACGAAGGAUCAAGAAUAUUGAGCCUUCAAAGCCUCUGAGCAUUUUGUGCCACUCCUUCCGGGACAUUGACAAAUAUACUACAGGGUUUCCUCGUGGUGAUGGCCAAGGCCAUUCAAAUAUAUUUCGCAUGGUUAAGCAUUGCCUACCUGGACCAUAUACCUUCAUCCUGACUGCAAGCAAAGAGCUGCCCAAACACUGUAUAAGGUAUGGCACGACCACUGCAAAAUAUGCAUCAAGGAAGAAUGUUGGUGUGCGCAUUCCUGAUGAUGCAAUUUGUCAAGCAAUACUGGAAAAGAUGGAUGCCCCAUUGAUAUCCACAAGUGUCAAAAACCUGAAGGAAAACGAGUGGUUGCUCGAUCCAGUUGUCAUAGCUGAUAUCUACGGGGAGGAGGGUCUGGAUUUUGUGGUGGAUGGUGGAGUUAGAGUGGCAGAUCCAUCCACUGUAGUAGAUAUGACCAUCACUCCUCCAAAGAUUUUGCGGCAAGGGAAGGGAGCUAGACUGCCAUGGAUGGUAGCUGAAGGUGAUGAUGAACCGACCGUAGGUGAAGAUAUCCGCAUCCGACCUGCCAUUUUGUAGAUAAUCCACUGAAUAUAUCGCAUGGAAGAUAUGAUCCAGUUCCAGUUAACAAACAAAUGAGCUGGAGUUUGUACAGUGUUUGUUCUUGUGAUAUAAACAAUAGGAAGGUAUAGAGGAAACUAGAAGGGGGUUCCUUGCCUUUCAAAAUUAAAGACCAAAUGUGGCUAUACUGGUUUUUUCUCAACUUGAAAUUAGAAUUAGAAUCUCUUUUACCUAUGUAACUCAUCAUAUGCAAAUGCAAUCCUCAUUCUAAAUUCUCUCUUAGAAGAACAGAAGAAUUUGCAUUCUUA
Messenger RNA from Benincasa hispida (wax gourd), 1427 nucleotides. Its product is annotated as DHBP synthase RibB-like alpha/beta domain-containing protein. Gene Ontology annotation, molecular function: double-stranded RNA binding. Lineage: Eukaryota; Viridiplantae; Streptophyta; Magnoliopsida; Cucurbitales; Cucurbitaceae. The record is from RefSeq and is a predicted model, not a curated record.